UUUUGUGCAGUUACAAAAGAAGUAACUGAGAGCGUCACACGCAGGGGCUGCUCAGAGAAUGAGAUGAAGGUUCUGGUAAUUCUCACUGCAAAAUGGGCCCUUGUCACGGUUCUGGUCACUCUUGGAGGUGUCAGAUGUCUCACUGGCCCAGCCAGUCCUGUUACAGUCCAAUACGGGGAGUCCCUGACAGUCAACUGUACCUAUGAUCCCGGAUUUGAGACCCAUAAAAAAUACUGGUGUAGAGGGGGAUACUGGAAGAACUGUAAUGUUGUGAUUAAAACAUCAGGAACAGACGGAGAGAUCACAAGUGGAAGGUUCUCCAUCAGAGAUGUACAGAACCAACGGACCUUCUCUGUGACCAUCACAGCUGUGACCCGAGACGAUGAAGCCACGUAUUUCUGUGGAGUGGAACGUAUUGGGAUGGAUGAUAUGUAUGAAAUUAAAGUGACAGUGCUUCCAGGUGUCUGCAGAAUGGAAGCUACAUGGACUGAUGUACUGGAGUUUCCAGAAACAUUUAAAGAGCUCAGAGUGGGUGAAUCCAUUAAUGUUUCGUGCAAGGAACAGUAUGAGGAGAAGGCGUUAGUACUAAAGUGCAAAGAGGAGGCUGGGGACGUUCAUUUUUUCCCACAGGACAUACUGACCAGUUGUAAAGAGAAAUGCAGAAGGAUGGAAAUCUUUUCUCCAAAUAUAACUCUGAUCCCUGACCAGGAAUAUUAUGGCCCCGGAGAGGAGGUCACAGUCUGGUGCCCAGAAGAGCAUGAGCCCAACUUCAGGGUCAUACAGUGUGUGAAUGAGGCCAAGAGAAACCAAUGGAAUGUGGGACACGUGUUCUGCUCACAAACCAACUUUACCUUGGGUGUCUCACAUGUGAUGAACCAGACUGAGAUCCAACCAUUGGAUUUAUUUGUGGGACCGACGUUUGGACUCGUGAUCCCCAUUUCCCUGAAGCUCCUGGGACUGCUCAGUGUUCUCCUCUGGAAAGGGAUUUCUCCUCUGAGCAGAAAGUACUGGAAUUCCAGUAAAGCCUCAGAACUGCCAGUGACAUCCAGACAUGAAGAGACAAACGUGUAUCACCAGGAAGAUAAAUUGGAAAACAAGAGAAUAUUGUCAGAGAAAGAGGAGAGGGAAGAUUUGUAUGAAAAUCUGGAUCAUUAUACCGCUGGGAAGUAGCAGGGGAGAAGCAGAAGACUCAGUGGCAGUUGUUGGAUUAUUUGUCACUAGAAU
Messenger RNA from Xenopus laevis (African clawed frog), 1224 nucleotides. RefSeq lists its product as uncharacterized. NCBI's taxonomy places the organism in Eukaryota, Metazoa, Chordata, Amphibia, Anura, Pipidae. The record is from RefSeq and is a predicted model, not a curated record. The coding region runs from base 64 to 1170 and encodes 368 amino acids. The transcript is spliced from 8 exons.